GGCUUGUUAUAUGGAAGCAGCGUCUGGGGCAGAACAGCAUAGAGGCGGAGAGACAGAGAGGAAGAGCCGGGGAGUCUGUGGUGGAUACGGAAACACAUUCCUUGCGGGUCCCUACUGCCUCCUAACUGGGAUGGGAAGUUAAUGGUUGCGCAGCUCGCAGUGUUGAGGAGAAGAUUUCCAAGGUGGCGACAGACAAAGUUGCAGAGAAGUUGAGUUCUACUCUCUCAUGGGUAAAGAAUACGGUGUCCUAUACUGUCAGUCAAAUGGCAAGUCAGGUGGCGAGCCCAUCAGCCUCACUGCACACUACAUCCUCCUCGACUACUCUGUCCACUCCAGCACUUUCACCAUCUUCCCCAGUCGAUCUGAGUCCAGAUGAGGUUGUGCUGCUGGCGAAGUUAGAAGAACAAAACAGGCUUCUGGAGAUAGACACUAAAUCCUUACGCUCUGUUAAUGGAUCAAGAAGAAACAGCGGUUCGUCUUUGGUUUCAAGCUCUUCUGCCUCCAGCAAUCUCAGCCAUCAUCAGGAAGAAGAUGCAUGGUUGCUCUGGGGUCGGAUUGUUAAUGAUUGGGAGGAAGUAUACAAAAAAAAAGAAAAACCAAUCAAGGAACUGGUUAGAAAAGGAAUACCUCACCACUUCAGAGCAAUAGUGUGGCAACUACUAUGCAAUGCUCAGAAUAUGCCAAUCAAAGAUCAGUACUGCGAUCUUUUAAAGAUGACUUCGCCGUCUGAAAAACUUAUUAGAAGGGACAUUGCCAGGACUUAUCCAGAGCAUGACUUCUUUAAAGAAAAGGACAGCUUGGGACAAGAGGUUUUAUUUAAUGUUAUGAAGGCUUAUUCCUUGGUGGAUCGUGAAGUUGGCUACUGCCAAGGUAGUGCUUUUAUCGUUGGACUUCUUCUUAUGCAGAUGCCAGAAGAAGAAGCUUUUUGUGUUUUUGUUAAAUUAAUGCAAGACUAUCGCCUUCGGGAACUUUUUAAACCCAGCAUGGCAGAGCUAGGUCUGUGCAUGUAUCAGUUUGAGUGUAUGAUACAGGAACAGCUGCCAGACUUGUAUGUACACUUUCAAGCUCAAAGCUUUCACACAUCUAUGUAUGCGUCAUCUUGGUUCCUCACUAUUUUCCUUACCAAUUUCCCAUUACCCGUUGGUACAAGAAUAUUUGAUAUUUUUAUGUCUGAGGGGUUUGAGAUUGUAUUUCGGUCUGGACUCGCUGUUCUUCAGAUGAAUCAGACAGAGUUAAUGCAGUUAGAUAUGGAAGGCAUGUUACAGCACUUUCAAAAAGUAAUUCCACACCAGUUUGAUGGGGGACCUGACAAAUUAAUCCAAGCUGCUUAUCAAGUCAAAUAUAAUGCAAAAAAGAUGAAAAAAUUAGAAAAGGAGUACACUACAAUAAAAACAAAAGAGCUUGAAGAGCAAGUUGAAAUCAAGAGAUUACGCACAGAGAACAGGUUACUGAAGCAGCGAAUAGAAACACUGGAGAAAGAAAGUGCAUCCUUGGCAGAUAGAUUGAUCCAGGGACAAGUGACAAGGGCCCAGGAGGCAGAGGAAAACUACCUUAUAAAACGGGAGCUGGCCACCAUCAAACAGCAAAGUGAUGAGGCCAGUACUAAGCUGGAGCAGGCUCAUCAUACAAUCAACGAGCUCCAGCAUCAGCGACAAUUGCAUAAAUGUAACCCUCGGUACAGUGAGGAAUUUGUGCUCCAGCUGGAAAAGGAGUUGGUUCAUGCAAGGCUUAAAGAAGCAGAAUCUCAAUGUGCAAUGAAGGAUAUGCAAGACAAGAUCCUGGAAAUUAAGAAGAGGAACACUUCCCUACCUGAUGAAAACAACAUUGUGAGGCUCCAGGAGGAAUUGAUUGCUGUAAAGUUGCGGGAGGCCGAAGCAGUAAUGGCCCUUAAGGAGAUGAAGCAGCAAAUAAAGGAUUUGGAUGAGCACUGGCAGCGUCAUCUAGCACGCACUGCGGGCCGGUGGAAAGAUCCACCUAAGAAGAACACCGUAAAUGAGCUGCAGGAUGAGCUGAUGAAUGUCCGACUGAGAGAAGCAGAAAGGCACGCUGAGCUACGGGAAAUCAGGCAGAGAAUGCUGGAGAUGGAAACACAGAAUCAAAUAAAUAGCAACCAGCUUCGAAGAGCAGAACAAGAGGUCAGCAGCCUGCAGUCAAAGGUGCAGUACCUCACAGCCCAAAAUAAAGGUCUACAAGCUCAACUGAGUGAAGCAAAACGCAAACAAGCUGAGAUUGAGUGCAAGAACAAGGAGGAUGUGAUGGCUGUUCGGCUUCGAGAAGCAGACAGUAUUGCGGCCGUGGCUGAGCUUCAGCAACAUAUAGCAGAGCUCGAGAUACAGAAAGAAGAAGGGAAAAUACAAGGGCAACUGAAUAACUGCGACUCCAGCCAAUAUAUCAGAGAGUUAAAAGAUCAGAUUGCAGAGCUGAAACACGAGAUAAAAUGCCUAAACAGCCAGAAGGGCCUCCCAGACCAACCCACUUUUGACGGGAUCCAUAUUGUCAACCAUAUCAUUGGUGGUGGUGAUGAUGAGUCUUUCCAUUCCUCUGAUGAAGAAUACGCUGGAGGCAGGUUGCAGGAGGGCAAUGUUCAGUUUCAUCUGCACAGUAGACAUGACAAGAUGGCACUGGCCCCUUCAGGUUCAGACAGCAGUGACAGCGACACAGAGGUUCUUUCCAUAGUCACAGAUUCUAAUGGAAUGGUUCUAAAUCAAACUGGGAAAAGGACGGAAUCUUAUUCCACCACUGUUUGAUCUUCACUGUGGUCAUGUCUCCAUCAAGCCCCAUGGAUUCCAUUGUCAUCUCUACUAAUUCCUCUGUACAGAAUUCUUACAUGGCCUUUGAAAGUGGCUGAUCCAGCAUUUAUACAGAACUUUUAACUGCCUUCACAUUUUGCCAAAUCAUCCCAGUCUGCCAUACACAAGGCUGGACGUAUUUGUUGUUGCAGUAUUACCACAAUCGCUUUGUUUCUUCAAUGGACGUAGCUUUGCACAAAGUGAAAAGGAAGAAAGGAAUUGUGCAUUUGGUCACAUCCCUGGAUAUCUUGCAACUGUAACCAUCAAUUCUGUGCAAUAUAGAAGGCCUCUCUGAACAAAUGUCAUGGGUCUUAGGAUUUGUGAUGCUCAAUCAAGUCGGGUGCCUCUCAGGCAAAAACAGUGGGUUCAACAUUUAAUUAGAAUGUUUGUGUUUUUUUAGGGACCCCUUAACACUAAUCACUUAUUUGAGAACUUCCCAUAACACUCCAAUAAUAUAAGGGAUUGGUGCUCCUGCUAGUAAAAGCUAGAAAGUCUUGUAAUACCUGCCUAAAAAAAUUGGGUCAUGUGACCGUUAACACUGCUGUAUGCUGAUCAAUACGUGAAUAAGAAAGUUACUGCUAUUUUCUUGUUCAGAUGAAUGGAAAAGGGAACCUUACUGCUCACAUUUUUUUGAGUAAAGCUGAAGGGGCCUAAAAGAAUGAAAAACUAUUUAAGGAGACGUUCUGUGGUUGUUUCUAAGCUGUCGUGGACAUUAAUGCUGAAAGGUGAACUAAUAGGGCGAAUGGAGAUUUAGCAGUACAGGGAACACUCCAGGCAUCUGCUCAACCUAUAGUUGAUAAUAUUGACCAGUGUCAAUGAUUGAUUCAUCACAGCAAGUCUCCAAUCGAUUUAAAUGGCCUGUGCCAGAUUUACAGUGUCAGGAUCAUUUGAUAGGACAGGUCCAUUUGUGGGAGUGAUUUUAUGAUUGGGGCGGGGGCUUUGGAUCCUGCAUAAUGAUUGCUGGGGAACCCACUGUGUGCCCCCGUUGCCAGUUCAACCAUUUGGAAGGAUUUCCAGUCGGUACAUCUGCCCUGUAAGAUUAAACAUAAUAAGUCCCAGUGGGCCAGAUACAUUCUCCGAAUCAUUUUUAAAUCAUUAUUAUGGGUUUGUGUAAUGAAUAGCUGAUAACUGUGUCACACUAAAGCAGUGUCAGGCUGCAGAAUCCAAACAAAAGUUCUCAAACCCUCUCCCUAUUUUAAAGUGCACCUUUUGCUGGGAUUGUUUUUUAUUUGUUUUAUGUUUGAGUCCAAGUUACUAACUAAAAAGGUCAAUUCUUGUGUUGUGAUCUAUUUUGUACAUAAGUAUACAUAUCUCAUUUAGAAGGUGUACAUUACAAAUCGUCUUUUUUUUUUUUAUUGGAAUGUAAAUGUUAAUAUAUAAUUGUAGAAUUUGCAUCCUAACAGAAAAAGCAGUUGUGUGUGUUUUGUACAGCAUUAUGCACUCCUGUUCCCAGCAUGCACCUGCCUGUGUCACUGACACACUGGUGGGAGAACACCAGAGGGAGUGCUGAAAGAUGCCUGACCCUGGAGCAGAAAAUGGUUUCCAGCCAUAAAGCAAAACACUUAACUGUUUCCCUGUGAAAUACACUAAGGACCAGAUUUUCAUAACAAAUUCAUCACUUUAACAAAUGCUUGGGAGAAAUACUAUUGAUGAAAAGCUUUUAACAUUAUAUAUAUUAUAUAUAUGUAACAAAUAAAUCUUUUUCAUGAAUUAAA
Molecule: messenger RNA, 4504 nt
Organism: Xenopus laevis (African clawed frog)
Lineage: Eukaryota; Metazoa; Chordata; Amphibia; Anura; Pipidae
Gene: evi5.S
Product: ecotropic viral integration site 5 protein homolog
Exons: 20
Coding region: 264-2747 (827 amino acids)
Source: RefSeq, a predicted model, not a curated record